Triticum aestivum (bread wheat) is the source of this 632-nucleotide messenger RNA. RefSeq lists its product as uncharacterized. The record is from RefSeq and is a predicted model, not a curated record. The transcript has a single exon. The coding region runs from base 73 to 315 and encodes 80 amino acids. Lineage: Eukaryota; Viridiplantae; Streptophyta; Magnoliopsida; Poales; Poaceae.
UCUCAGAUCAGGAGCAAACCUAAUCAAGAAAGAAGAGUAGCAGAGCCGUGUUUAAUCACUCACCAAGGACCGAUGGCGUUUCUGGGAGGAUCAUUGCGCGUGACGAGAAGCAUUAGCAGCUGGAAGAUGACGAAGGGGAAGAGCCACGGCGGGUUGGGGUCGUGGCCGCAGGCGCCGGCGCCCGUGAGGCAGCUUUUCUGGAGGGUGAGGCGCGCCGUGCUACGGCCAAAGCGCCGCGCGGCGAGUUUUGGGUACGACCUCAAGAGCUACUCCCAGAACUUCGACGAUGGCCUCAUCCCUGCCCACCGCCUCUAGCAACACCCGCAGCGUCUUCUUCUUCUUGUCUUCUUCGUUUCAAUUUUACUUGCCGCCCGGCCGGAGCACGGCUCGAGGCUGGAGACUAUGAAGCGUCGUCACCUUGUGAUUGUUCCUCUAGCUCAGCUACCAGUAUACUAGUAAAAAGAAAUUAGUUGGGAAAAUACCCAGUGUACUAGUACUAGAAAGUACUGUUCGUACACUAGUUGCUUAGUGUUGAAAGUCUGAAACUGCCAACGAAAUGACUUGUAUCUACUAUGUAAUCUGAAAGCCGUCACUUGCCACAAUGGAAUGGGAUUUCAGCAAUUUAUGUUUAA